AUGUAUGCCUUAGCCCUUAUCUGCUAUGUACUGUUCUUGUUACCUGGUCUUUUCCUCCCAGAAGUUUAUCUGUUUGCAGCUGGGAACUUGGCAUUUUUCCAAGGCGAGGCAACUUGCUUGGACAGUUCCUUGCUAAACUUUUGGGCCAACUCAGUCCUCCCUCACCAGAAUUCCAUUGGCUUAAUUAUUCCAAAUUUAACAUUUCCAUUAGUGGAAUAUACAGAAAAUAAAAUGGCAGAAAGAAAUAUCACUAUUGUGGAGGAAUUCAUUCUCCUAGGAUUUUCUGAUCUGCCCAACCUCCAAGGAUUUUUGUUUGGUAUUUUCUUGUUCAUAUACAUGAGUAUCCUUUUUGGUAAUGGACUCAUAAUUAUCUUAACCAAGGUUUCUCCAGCUCUACAAACCCCAAUGUACUUUUUCCUUGGAAAUUUUUCAUUUUUAGAAAUUUGUUACACUUCAGUAAUUGUCCCCAGAAUGUUAUCAGAUCUUUGGACACAAAAGAGGAAUAUUACUUUGUUGGCUUGUGCUACACAACUGUAUUUCUUUGUUAUUCUGGGGUGUACAGAGUUCUUGCUCCUAUCUGUGAUGGCCUACGACCGCUAUGUGGCCAUCUGUAGGCCUUUAUAUUAUCCCAUCAUAAUGAAUCAAAGAGUAUGUACCCAGUUGGUUACUGGUUCCUGGAUUAGUGGCAUCCCGGUCAUGCUAGGGCAGACAUAUCAGGUUUUUUCUUUGCCUUUCUGUCAUUCUAAUAAACUCAAUCAUUUUUGUUGUGAUAUUUUACCGUUAAUGAUGGUGGCCUGUGGGAACACCUCUGUUCUAGAAAUUCUCAUUUAUGGUGGAGCUGUGUUGUAUAUCAUGCUUCCUUUUAUCUUGAUAAUCAGGUCCUAUUUUAAAAUUAUUGCUACCAUUGUGAAGCUUCCAUCAGCCAUAGGGAGGUUUAAAGCAUUUUCUACUUGUUCCUCCCAUCUCACAGUUGUGAUCUUAUUUUAUGGUUCUGCAAUCAUUGGCUACUCAAGACCUAAAUCAAAAAUUUCAGGAACAGACAAAGUGCUCUCACUUUUUUAUACUAUUGUCACCCCAAUGUUUAACCCAAUCAUAUAUAGCUUGAGAAACAAGGAUGUUAUUGAUGCACUUAGGAAGUUACUACCAAAGUCAUUUGGUUCUGCUAACAAUAAAUAA
Monodelphis domestica (gray short-tailed opossum) is the source of this 1176-nucleotide messenger RNA. RefSeq names its product olfactory receptor 10AG1-like. Lineage: Eukaryota; Metazoa; Chordata; Mammalia; Didelphimorphia; Didelphidae. The record is from RefSeq and is a predicted model, not a curated record. Gene Ontology annotation, molecular function: G protein-coupled receptor activity; olfactory receptor activity. Gene Ontology annotation, cellular component: membrane. Gene Ontology annotation, biological process: G protein-coupled receptor signaling pathway.